AUGUCGUUUUUGAAGAUUUCAAAACUUCUUCAAUUUCCGAAAGGAACGUCUUGUCGCCUAAUGCGGUUCCUGGUCCAUAUUCUUCACUGUCCCGCAAUCAGUCCCUUCCACACAGCAACAAGACUUUCCAUGGUUCAGACGGGUGAAAUGCAAACUCGGCUCGAUGAGUGUCGUGCGAAAGUUGCUUUUCAGGGAGAAAAGGUCCGGACUUUGAAGAAAUCUGGUGUUCCUCAAAGUGAAGUCACUUCUGAAGUUGAAGCGCUCCUUUUACUUAAGCACGAGCUCGCUGAUGUGGAGCGUCAAGUAGAAGAGCUAAAGCCGUUGUACUGUCGGUGCCGCACCCAAUUGGAGAAUCUCGCCAAACGAAGGUCCUUUUUCUUUCCAGCAUUCGAGAUUUAUGGAGGCACAGCUGGGUUGUUUGAUUGGGGGCCUCCAGGUUGUGCGAUAAAGGCAGAAGUCGAAUCUCUUUGGCGUCGUCAUUUCGUUCUCUAUGAAGACAUGUUGGAGGUGUCAGGAACGUGUUUAACUCCACAUAAUGUCUUGAAGACAUCUGGUCAUGUUGAUCGAUUCUGUGAUUUGAUGACAUCAGACACAAAAACGGGUGACUGUUAUCGUGCAGAUAAACUCCUGGAGGACUUUAUCGAUGCAAAGCUCGCGGACUCGAAGGGGAUUUCAAAGGAAACUCAGAAACUAGAGCUCAUCCGUCGUCAAGCAGAUUCCUUUUCGACGUCAGAAAUGUAUGAACUCUUUCAAAAACUCGGAGUGCAGUCUCCGCUCGGGAAUGCUCUCUCCGAACCCUUUCCCUUUAAUUUGAUGUUCAAGACAAGGAUUGGACCUAAAGAAGACCUCACCAGCGAGACCACCACAGCGUAUCUUCGUCCUGAAACAGCGCAGGGAAUUUUUGUUAACUUUCGACGGCUUCUUGAAUACAAUGCGGGGAGAAUGCCCUUCGCUGCAGCGCAAUUGGGUUUGGGAUUCCGCAACGAAAUUGCUCCUAGGAAUGGUCUCCUACGUGUUCGGGAAUUUCAGAUGGCAGAAAUAGAACAUUUUGUUGAUCCCAAAGACAAAUCGCACAGCAAAUUCUCUGAUGUGGCGGAAUUGAAACUUCCCCUCUUUCCCAAAAAGAAUCAGUUAUCAGAUGGCAAGAUUAUUCGCAACAUUACAAUCAGAGAGGCUGUUGAGAGCCAGAUGAUUAACAAUGAAACUUUGGGAUACUUCAUGGCACGAACCUUCCUCUUUCUCACCAACUGUGGAAUUCAAGAAUGCGGACUGCGCUUCCGCCAACAUUUGGACACAGAAAUGGCUCACUAUGCAUCCGACUGCUGGGAUGCUGAAAUUGAAACAUCAUACGGCUGGGUUGAGUGCGUUGGCCACGCAGAUCGUGCUGCUUAUGAUCUAACUCAUCAUACGAAGGCAACGAAAACUCCUUUGGUUGCUUCAAAGCGUUACGAGGAACCCCGCCUUUUGAAGUCCGUUGAGAUGGUGGCCAAUCGGGCUCUUUUGGGGCCUGCAUUCAAAAAGGAUCAAACUCUCGUUUUAGAAUCUCUGGAAGAAAAAUCAGACGAAGAGAAAUUGCUGAUUGAAAAUGAUUUGACAACAAGCGGUUCGUACGUUCUUCAAGUUUGUAAUGGAGACAAAUUCACAAUCACUCGUCCGAUGGUGAAAUUCGAAACUGUUGAAAAGAAGGUUUCAGAGGAAACGUUUGUCCCUGGAGUGAUUGAACCCUCAUUCGGAAUUGGCAGAAUAAUUUACUGCAUUCUGGAACACACUUUUCGCUCACGUGGAAUCGAAGAUCAAGAAGAACGCUGUUUCUUGUCUCUUCCGAUCGUUAUUGCUCCUAUAAAAUGUUCUGUUCUAUCGAUUUCGACUGAUGCACGAUUCAAUCCAAUCAUGCAAACCAUAAAAGGAGACAUGGUGAAACUUGGAGUUUCGUCUAAACUCGAUUCCUCCGGUGCCAGCAUUGGAAAGCGCUAUGCACGGACUGAUGAGAUCGGAAUUCCUUUCGGAAUUACCGUCGAUUUUCAAAGUCUGAAAGAUGGAACUGUGACGCUUCGUGAGCGCGACUCCAUGCAACAAUUGAGAGUGGCGGUGCGUGUCGUGGGUUGGGUCAUCAUUCAGUGA
Messenger RNA from Condylostylus longicornis, 2121 nucleotides. RefSeq names its product glycine--tRNA ligase-like. The record is from RefSeq and is a predicted model, not a curated record. Gene Ontology annotation, cellular component: cytoplasm; mitochondrion. The coding region runs from base 1 to 2121 and encodes 706 amino acids. Gene Ontology annotation, biological process: mitochondrial glycyl-tRNA aminoacylation. NCBI's taxonomy places the organism in Eukaryota, Metazoa, Arthropoda, Insecta, Diptera, Dolichopodidae. The transcript has 8 exons. Gene Ontology annotation, molecular function: ATP binding; glycine-tRNA ligase activity.